Enterobius vermicularis (human pinworm) is the source of this 1293-nucleotide messenger RNA. NCBI's taxonomy places the organism in Eukaryota, Metazoa, Nematoda, Chromadorea, Rhabditida, Oxyuridae. The record is from the annotation of a GenBank genome assembly.
AUAGUUUCUAAAGGUGUGGCAGUUGUAAUGAGCGUGCUGAACGGAAGUACAAAGACUAAUGGUAAUACAAAUCUCUUAAGAGAAAAGAAGGAAAUCCAAAAAAUUUGGAAUGGCCUUACAAUUAACAACAGUUGGGAAAAUUUUGUCAUCGGCAUUCCACGGUCAUUUUCAGCAUUAGAAAAACUACUGGUGGAGUCUCUGAAUUAUUCGCCUCUGUCAACCUACAGCGAAGGAAGAGCACCCAGUGCUAUAGAAACUAAAACGAGGACAAGUUCUGAAAGUGCAACGAAUGACUUGACUGUACGUUCAGCAGACUUUUUAAUGAAAGCUAGCAGCACAUCAGGACUCAAGUCUCAUCUGGUUAAAGUUGUUACUGAAGCUCACAAAGCUCUUGAAAAUGCUGCUAAAAGUAUGGAACUGAUUCGCGCGAAUGCCGCAGAAAUACCAAAAGUUGUAGAAUCAAUCUUAAAUACUCUCAGCAAGCCAAAAACUGAAACUUUGGAAAAACACUUGAAUGCCAGAUUCAAAAAAUUACACAAACUUAUUGAAAACUGUGCCCGACCAGCAUUCUCGCUAGAAUCUAAUUCCUUGCACUUGAGUGAACUAUGCGAUGGAAAAAAUGUCAGAGUUGGAAGAACAGGAUUUAUGCUUCUGCUUGAAGUAAAAGGAUUUUUUGAGAGAAUUACGCAAUUCUUCUUAGAAGUGAGCAAACUAGUCGAAUUUACAUUAGAUACUUCUGCAAAUACACUAAUUGGUACCAUUGGUGAAGAAGUAGACUUGAUGUUAACACGCCCAAAAUAUUCUCUAAAACCAAAGUCGGUUAAAGAGAUUUAUCGCACUUCUCUCUCUGUAGUUGUAUACUCUCUCGUAUUACGACAGAUUGGUUCUUCAUAUUGCUAUUUCACGAAUAACUUCAUGUUACCGCAAACUAAUACACUUUUCCAGUAUCCUUUUGUCAGCAACAGCGAAGUUGAGUUGAAGAAAAAAAAGACGGAAUUUCAUAUUUUGAAUUCAAAUUGUAGAAAGGAGAUCGACAAAAUCUUCAAUACUGAUAGAACAGCAGCUAAACGAAUUUCAGUGUUGGAAAUUGAUUUUGGUUUAAAUUUACACCUUAGUGAUGUGGGUACUGAAGUUAAUGAACCUUUGCUGACAAUCGCAAACUUCGCUGCGCCAGUAGAUCUUAGCGUUGUCAAAGCAUCUGCAACCGAUAAUGUUAAAAACCGUGUAAAUAGUUUUGUAACUCGACUACUUGGAAAAGUUGGCACAACUGGCACAGAACGAUCUACAGUUUAA